AUGUUCUACUGGCCCGGACUUGCAGAGGGCGUUGCGAAAGUGGUAAGAGAGUGCCUGAUAUGUGCCCGGACUCGAACGAGAGCUCGGCUGACGGACAACGUGCCGAAGGGGAGUCUGGAGAAUCCGAGCGCGAUGGACACAGUAAGCCUGGAUCACGUAGGACCCAUGCAGCUAGAUGGGCAGAGUUGGUGGCUCUUGGUUGUAAUGGACCACGCGACGCGGUACAUGGGAGCGUGGAUAACGAGCACGGUCACAGCUGCGCAGACGGCUCACAUCUUCUUGCGGGGCUGGGUGACACCGUUCGGCAUUCCGGGAGUGGUCCUAACGGACAACGGCACGAGCUUCAGGGCGUUCCAUGAGACGGUGGCUAGCGCGUUGGGCUGCGUCCAUCUGACGACGGCAACGUAUAGGCCGCAAGGGAACGGCAUCAACGAAGCCUCCCACAAGGCGCUCAGAAGCGGGUUCUGUGGCAAGAAGGACACCGCGACCUGGAUGCGUGAGAGAUUGCAAAAGGCCAUGCUCACAGACAGGCCGCUCGAGGAGUCGGGCGCGGAUGACCUAUGGGUAGUAGUCUCGAUGGAGCCAGUCACAGGCAGACGCCAGGGAGGACCGAACACACCCACCUGGGCGCACACCGCGUGGUCGCUACCAAUGAGGAAGGAUAACAGAGUUGAGAAAAACACAGGUAGUGACAGAAACAUGCGACGGGGUGGACGGUCACGGCGCACAAGGACCAAGUGA
This is a messenger RNA of Gregarina niphandrodes, 741 nucleotides long. RefSeq names its product integrase core domain protein. Bases 1 to 741 code for a protein of 246 amino acids. Gene Ontology annotation, biological process: DNA integration. The record is from RefSeq and is a predicted model, not a curated record. The transcript is spliced from 2 exons. Gene Ontology annotation, molecular function: nucleic acid binding. NCBI's taxonomy places the organism in Eukaryota, Apicomplexa, Conoidasida, Eugregarinorida, Gregarinidae.